AUGGACCUUCCACACUCCCUGGACUCCUCCUGGAGAAUUCCUCUGCCUGGAAGAUUUUUCUUCCUCACCCUCCUCUUCAACUUCCUUCUCCUUCAACCUGGGGAGCCCAACUCAGGUAACAAGGUGGUUGGCCCCGGGGAAUCCAUCCUGGCACAUGUUGGCGACGAGGUGGAGUUCUCCUGCCACCUGUCCCCUUACCAGGAUGCAGAGGACAUGGAGAUUCUCUGGUUCCGCAGUAAGGAGUCGGAAGUGGUCCACCUGUACCAGGAGCGACAAGAGCUCUUGCACCAGCAGCUGGCACAGUUCCGGAACAGGACCAAGCUUAUCAGAGACGAAAUCUUGGAUGGCAGCGUGAUCUUGCAUCUUCAGGACAUCAUCCCAGCCGAUGAGGGCCCCUAUGGGUGUCGCUUUGUCUCCAGCCAUUUCUCUGGAGAAGCCAUCUGGGAACUGGAGGUAGCAGGACUGGGCUCAGAUCCUCAUAUCUCUCUUGAGGGCUUUAAAGAAGGAGGCAUUCAGCUGAAGUGCCGCUCCAGUGGUUGGUAUCCCAAGCCCCAGACUAACUGGAGGAACCAUAAGGGACAAUGCCUGCCUCCUGAAGCUGAAACCAUCGUUGAAGAUGCCCAAGGCCUGUUCAGUCUGGAAACUUCUGUGGUGGUUCACAAGGGGGGCCACAACAAUGUGUCCUGUUCCAUUCACAACCUCUUCCUGAACCAGAAGAAAGAGUUUGUGGUCCAGAUUGCAGAUGUAUUUUUACCCGGAGUAUCCUCAUGGAAGAGAGCGUUCCUGGGCACGCUGGCGGCACUGCCAUUUCUUUUUGCUCUAGUCACUGCACCUGCACUGUACCUUUUUCAGAAGCAACGGAGGUCCCAAGAAAAGCUGAGGAAGUGGGCCGAGAAAGACAAAGAGAAACUCGCAGCUGAGCUGGGGAAGCUUCACACAGAGCUUGAGUGGAGAAGGGCAGAAGGCCAAGCUGAGUGGAGAGCCGCCCGGGAACACGCAGUGGAUGUGACCCUGGAUCCGACCUUGGCCCAUGCCAGCCUGGAGGUCUCUGAGGAUGGCAAGCGUGUUUCCUCACGCUUGGAGUGGCCAGAGCAAGAGGCAGCCCCAGACCCUCGCUUCCCGGAGCACAAGUGUGCUCUGAGCCGCGAGCACUUCUCAGUGGGCCGCCACUACUGGGAGGUCCACGUGGGCCACCGCAGCCGCUGGUUCGUGGGCGCCUGCCUGGCAAGGCAGGAGCCGAGGUGGUGUGGACGCCUGAGCCCUGCCAACGGCUACUGGGUGAUGGGGCUGUGGAAUGGCUGCGAGUACUUCAUGCUGGACACACACCGUGUGGUGCUCACCCUGCGGGUGCCCCCGAGGCGCCUGGGCCUCCUGCUGGACUGUGACGUGGGGACACUGUCCUUCUUCAACGUGACCGAUGGCUCGCACAUUUUCACGUUCACAGGCACUUUCUCAGGCCCGCUCUGCGCCUAUUUCAGGCCCAGAUCACAGGAUGGGGAGCCCGCCGAGCCGCUCACUAUCUGCUCAGUGCCAGGAAGGAGGGUGCAGGUUCCCCAAGAAAAUGACAUUGACUUCUUGUUACAGCCCUAUGAGCCCUCCGACCCUGCCCUGGGCUUGUGGUGA
Messenger RNA from Suncus etruscus (white-toothed pygmy shrew), 1623 nucleotides. RefSeq names its product butyrophilin like 9 (gene BTNL9). Bases 1 to 1623 code for a protein of 540 amino acids. The record is from RefSeq and is a predicted model, not a curated record. The transcript is spliced from 10 exons. Lineage: Eukaryota; Metazoa; Chordata; Mammalia; Eulipotyphla; Soricidae. Gene Ontology annotation, cellular component: external side of plasma membrane. Gene Ontology annotation, molecular function: signaling receptor binding. Gene Ontology annotation, biological process: regulation of cytokine production; T cell receptor signaling pathway.